Messenger RNA from Trypanosoma conorhini, 1815 nucleotides. Its product is annotated as putative polyprenyl synthase. Gene Ontology annotation, molecular function: prenyltransferase activity. The coding region runs from base 1 to 1815 and encodes 604 amino acids. Gene Ontology annotation, biological process: isoprenoid biosynthetic process. The record is from RefSeq and is a predicted model, not a curated record. The transcript has a single exon. NCBI's taxonomy places the organism in Eukaryota, Euglenozoa, Kinetoplastea, Trypanosomatida, Trypanosomatidae.
AUGAGCGAAGCUGCGGUUAUCGGCGAAGAUCGUCUUUACAUAAAUUACGAUGAUCAGUGUUUGCUUGAGGGUGAAGGAGAAGGUGCUGAAAGGAAGUAUAAAUUAUAUCUAAAUAAUCCCAUGCGAAAUAUUACGGUUGAACUAGAGUUUUUUGCAAGAACAACGCCUGUUCUCCAUGGGGAAAACGGCAUUGUAAAUGACAUGUUUUAUUACUAUUAUCCAUCAAUGAAUGUGGAGGGAAAGAUUACUUUUGCUGAUUCCAUCACCCAUGUAAAAGGGGAUGGGUGGUACGAUCGGGAGUACGGAGGCUUAGAAAACGAAAUAGGAAGAGAUGCUCUUGAUGCCUGGACUUGGCUUUCUUUGCGUAUUUCAGAUGGUUCACAAUUGAGUUUGUUUGAUAUUUUUGACUCAGAAACGGGGAAACGAAAAGAACUACUUGGUGUCCUUACUUUUGAUGGAACAAAGGAAGUUUGCCAUGAUAUUAUACUUGAAGAAGAAAAUUGGUGGACAAGCUUAGUAACUUUUAUUGAAUAUCCUUUAAAAUUUCAUAUCGAGGUUCCAGCUUUUCAACUAUCCCUUGAUGUACAUACUUCAUUUAAUCAUCAAGAGGUUCCAACAAUUCUAGUAUCCGGUGGCUUUUACGAAGGACGUGUGACCGGUGGGGGGUGUCACAAGGGAGCACCAGUAAGUGUAAUUGGUUUCUAUGAGCGGAAAAACUUGAGUACUGGCGGUGACCCUUCGGUUACGCUAAAACAUGUGGGAAAAUAUGUAAGGAAAACGUUGUCCAAUUUUUAUCCUUUAACCGCCUCGAAUGAAUGGGUUGAAAAAAAUGUGCUUGGACGUUAUUGCACUGGUAAAGGUGUUGUUGCCCAGCAUGUUUGUGAUACCUUAUUUCUUCCAGUUCGUUCUAUUAUUGAUCGAGGUGGAAAAGCUUGGCGCAGUUUGGUGCUUGUUUCAGCCUGUAAUGCACUUUCACGUGAUUACUUUGAUUGCACAAAGUAUAUUGCGAUUACAGAGCUUUUACACGUGGGUUCGCUUAUUAUUGAUGAUAUUCAGGAUGACUCGUGUGUGAGACGUGGGGGACAGACCGCCCACCUGGAGUACGGCGUUCCAACAGCCAUUAAUGCUGGAACAGCCUGCUAUUUUAUGGGUGUUUCUUUCGCAGAGAUUCGAUCGCUUCCGAUGGAAAAGGCUAACCGAGUUUACGAAUUAUAUUUUGAUGUCAUGAAAGCAGGCCACGCGGGUCAGGGACUGGACAUUUACGGUCUACACUAUUUAAUGCCUGAGGCUGUUCGUACUGGUAAGUCGGAAGCGAUUGAGGAUGCUCUUAAAGCUAUCCACACAUACAAAACUGGGGCUGUCGCGGCUGCCACAUGCCGCGUUGCCUGUAUUUUAUGUGAUGCAACUGAGGAGGUCACCUCGGCGAUGGAAGCAUUUGGGUUGGGACUAGGUUUGGCAUUUCAAAUUGUUGACGAUGCACUUAAUGCCAAGGGAUUUGAAGGAGAUCUGAAGGAAGCAGGAGAGGAUAUUCGUGAUGGGAAGAUUACGUAUCCGGUGGCAAAAGCAAUGGGGAGGCUGGAACUUCCCCAACGAGAACGUAUUUGGAACAUAUUACAGGAACGUACAUCGGACGGAGAAAAAAUUACUGAGGUUAUAAAAUUGCUUCAUUCGGUAAAUGCCAUUGAAGAUUGUCUUUCAGAUGCCCAAAAGCUCGUCGAUGAAAAAUGGAGUCUUCUUGAUCCGCUUAUUCCGGAUUCCAUGCCAAAGGUGAUGAUGCGAACUUUCUGUUUGUUUCUCACAAGGCGGAGUUUUUAG